This is a messenger RNA of Hydra vulgaris (swiftwater hydra), 2251 nucleotides long. The record is from RefSeq and is a predicted model, not a curated record. NCBI's taxonomy places the organism in Eukaryota, Metazoa, Cnidaria, Hydrozoa, Anthoathecata, Hydridae.
CGAAAAACCACAUCAAAAUACCGAAAAUCAUUUGCCACAAUUCUUACACCACUCUUCAGCAUUUAUGCAACAAUAAAAAUUGAAAUCAUAAUGGGAGAAAAAGAAUUAAAUGUAACUAACACAAAUAUUACGCUAUGUGCAUAUAACUGUCAAAGCUUUAAAUCGAAUUCAUAUUAUAUUUCUAAGUUGUUAAAGUCUUUCGAUAUUAUUUUUAUAUCAGAACAUUGGCUUUUAAAUAUUGAGAGUUUUUUGUUAAAUAACAUUGCAUUACUAACACACAAAGUUUUUUUUCAUGCGGCAGAAAAAAAUACACACGGUAGACCAUAUGGAGGAAAUGCUUUUAUGGUACGAAAAAAACUGUCGUCUUUUUACAUAAUACAUGAAGAUGAAAACAUUCUUGCUAUUAAAGGCACACUUAACAAUCGUAACUUAAUUUUUAUUGGUGUUUACCUUUCAUCUUGUCGUAAUAAUAACGAAUCAUACGCAAAAUACUCUUCUCAGUUACAAACAAUCACUUCAAUAAUGAACAACUAUGAGGAUGAAGGAGAAUGUAUUAUUUCCGGAGACUUUCAGUCAUUUCCAUAUAAAAUAUAUGAUUCAGAGCUUCGUAAAAACAAAACUAGGAACAAUUUCUCAAAACAUCUCACUAAUUUUAUUGAAUCAAAUCAGCUCGCUUUUGUCGAUAUAAUCAACGGUGCUGGGCCUACUUAUACCUAUCAACAUAAAACUCUUUCUAAUUCUUCUUACAUUGACCAUAUUGCAUCCUAUAAACAGACAGAACUAUGUUUUACAAACUGUCAAGUUAUGCAAUCUUCACCGCUUAACCUUAGUGAUCACCUUCCGGUGUCUACGAAUAUUAACUUUGAAGGUACCGGCUUAUCACACGAAAUAAAUAAUAUAAUGCAAAAAUAUAAUUCAAUACCAAAACAUGCAUGGAAUAACGAAAGGUUUAUUGACUUUUAUAAUCUCAAUCUAUCAAAAGCAUUUACUAGUUACGCAUUUAAGGAAGAUAAAAUAGAAGAAGAAAUUCAAAAAACAUGCUUAUAUAUAAAAAAUGCAGCUCUCUUGGCAGUUAAACAAUGUUUCGGACAAAAAGAAUUUUAUAAGUACUCGAAACCUUGGUGGACACCUGAGCUUAAAAAAAUUAAAGAUAAUCUCUCCUUUCACUUUAGACAAUGGCAAAAAUCAGGUUAUAAUAAGUCAACAGAAUGUAUAUCCUACAAAAGAUUUAUUUAUUCCCGAAAAAACUUUCGUAAAGCUGUAAAAGCGGCACAUAACAAAAAAAUUCACGAAAAAACUAAAAAUAUAGAACACUUACGCAAUACAAAUCCUCAAAGGUUUUGGGGUAAUAUUCAAAAAAUCAAAAAAAAUACUAACAAUCGACUCUUUACAAUUAAUAAAUUGCAGAACAAAAACGAAAUCGUCGAAGAAUUUAGUCAUCAUUUCCAAAAACUACUUAAUACACCGCAAUAUACAAAUAACGAGUUCAAUCCUCUCCAAAUUCCACAUUUAAGUAAAGAGCCUAAUUCAAAAGUUAUCUCGACAGCUGAUAUUGAAAAAUGUAUUUUAAAGCUUAAAAAUAAUAAAUCUUACGAUUGCUAUGAAAUCAGUGCUGAACAUCUUAAAAACUCUCACAACAAGAAUCUUCUUAUUUUACUUUCGUCGUUUUAUAACAAUAUGUUAACAAAUGGAAAGGUUCCACACGGUUUAUCAACCGCCAAAAUUAUCCCAUUAGUCAAGUCUUAUAAAACAUCACUAGAAAAUCCAAAUAACUAUCGAGGAAUCAGCAUUAUACCAAUUUUUACAAAACUUCUCGAAUAUCUUAUCAUACACAUAUGUCCAGAUAUAACAGAAAGUCAUUCCCAUCAAUUCGGUUUUAAAGAAAACAGCUCUACCCUCCACGCAGAAUUUCUUCUGAGUGAAACAAUAAAGCACUAUAAUCAUAAUAACUCACCGCUAUAUAUAUGCAGUCUAGACGCCAACAAAGCUUUUGACAGUUGUAAUUGGGAAUUACUAUUCGAGAAACUCUAUUACCAGAAAAAAAUCCCAUUAUCUAUAGUUCAUACAAUAUUAUCACUAUAUCAAACAGGAACUUCUAAUAUAUCAUAUCUUGGAUGCCAAUGUUGCGGCGAUCUUAAAACAAUCGUUCCAACACUGGAAUUUAAAGGAACAAAGAGAAGUAUUUAGAACGCUGAUGGAGGAAAACAUUCCAAGAACGAUGCAAGAAAAUACUUAAAUGUGCUUUGUUUUU